AUGGAUGGUCAAGAUCAAGGUUAUGGUCAAGGGAUGCCACCUCCACCACCAUCACAUUACAAUCCAAUGAUGUCCUUAGGUGCACUACCACCCCCACCACCAUUGUCCUUGUCAUCGUCUGAUGUAAAAUAUAAUCUUUACGAUACAAGUAUUAAUGAAAGUAAACCAUUUAAUGAUUUAAAUGGAAUGCUUCAACAAAUAAUGUCAAUUGUUGAUCAAAGUCUUGAUGAAGCUCAAGCCAGAAAACAUGCAUUUAAUCAAAGUCGCCUUAAACCAGCGUUUUUUCAAGUACUAUGUGAAAUCAAAGAAAAAACAGCGAUUAAUACUCGAAAUUUACCAGACGAAGAACCACCUGAUUCACAAUUAAUGCGUCUUGAUAAUAUGUUAAUAGCUGAAGGUAUUGCUGGACCAGAAAGAACAGGCGGAUCAUCAUCUGCACGAAGUGCUAAUGCAGCUGCUAGUAUUAAUGAUGAUUCAGCACUUGAACAUGGUGAUUAUCGCGCUAAAUUAACACAAAUUCGUCAACUUUACCAUAGUGAACUAGAAAAAUAUGAACAAGCAUGUAAUGAUUUUACCAGUCAUGUUAUUAAUCUAUUACGAGAACAGAGUCGUGCACGACCUAUUUCACCGAGAGAAAUCGAUCGAAUGGUAAUGAUUAUUCGAAAGAAAUUUUCCUCGAUUCAAUUACAACUCAAACAAAGUACAUGUGAAGCAGUUAUGAUACUUCGUUCACGGUUUCUUGAUGCUCGACGAAAACGCCGUAAUUUUAGUAAAACAGCUACUGAAGUUCUCAAUGAAUAUUUCUAUUCACAUCUAUCAAAUCCAUAUCCAAGUGAAGAAGCAAAAGAAGACCUUGCUAGAAAAUGCAGUAUUAGUGUAUCACAAGUUAGUAAUUGGUUUGGUAACAAACGUAUUCGAUAUAAAAAAAAUAUUGGUAAAGCUCAAGAAGAAGCCAAUUUAUAUGCUUCCAAAUUAGCGAAUCAAGCGACACAAGGUGUCGGUGGUAUGCGUCGAGACAGUGACAGUCCUCUACUAGACAAGCCUGCCCGGAAAGGCCGUUCUCGAGUCAAGAAAUGA
Rotaria socialis is the source of this 1077-nucleotide messenger RNA. NCBI's taxonomy places the organism in Eukaryota, Metazoa, Rotifera, Eurotatoria, Philodinida, Philodinidae. The record is from the annotation of a GenBank genome assembly.